Messenger RNA from Drosophila arizonae, 1709 nucleotides. It is a transcript of the gene MFS18, whose product is annotated as major facilitator superfamily transporter 18. Gene Ontology annotation, biological process: transmembrane transport; ATP transport. Gene Ontology annotation, molecular function: transmembrane transporter activity. The record is from RefSeq and is a predicted model, not a curated record. Lineage: Eukaryota; Metazoa; Arthropoda; Insecta; Diptera; Drosophilidae.
CUAAAUACCGUUUAAUUCCAAGCAGCAAAUUCGCCACGUAAAAACUACACGCCAACGCCAACGUACGCAAGUAAAGAAAUAGUUUAUUGUAAAUAAAGAAAAACCGAACUAAAGUUUGUGAUACUAGAAAUGCUCAAGCGACAAGCGCCACAACUGCGGAAAUUACAAUGCAUGGCGUGAGGGGCGUUCAAUAUCAGCAGUAAAGACUAUAAUCCAUCAUUGACAGCUACGUUAUGGACGAAAAACUAAAGUAUUCGCUGCUGCGCGGCGAACUUGUGGACACACAAAGUAUUUGGAGCAGGCAUGAAAAACGCGUCUGGUUCAUUACGCUCCUCACGGGCACUUGUAUGCUGUAUUCGACCCGCACGACGAUGCCGCUGCUGGUGCCUGCCGUGGCAGCCGCACAAAAGUGGAGCAAAACCGAUUCCGGCACAGUGCUCAGCUCAUUCUUCUGGGGCUACACGCUGACCCAGGUAAUGGGCGGCUAUUUCAGCGAUCGUUUCGGUGGGCAGCGUGUUAUAUUGUUUGCUGCCCUUGGAUGGUCCAUCAUCACAUUUCUAAUGCCCACGAUUAUCUGGUCGGCGGCGUCGGUCAAGAGCUAUACGAUACCGAUCAUUGUGACCAUACGAAUUCUUAACGGUGCACUGCAGGGCGUGCAUUUUCCAAGCAUGAUCAGCUUGACUAGUCAGAAUCUUUGUCAAAGUGAGCGCAGCAGCUUCUUUGGCCUGCUUACCUCGGGCUCGGCCAUGGGGACGCUUUUAACCGGCAUCUUGGGCUCCUUCGUGCUGGACUACUUCGGCUGGUCGUAUGUGUUUCGUGUGAUAGGCUUGAUGGGGUUCGCCUGGGCUCUGGUAUUGCGCUAUUAUGCCAUGGCUGGGGAACGCAAUCGAAUCAUCAAUAUCUCGACACCGGCGCGCCUCUGCAGUAAUAAGGCCCUUACGGAGGCGUCUGUGCCCUGGUUGCGUUUCUUCAGUCGGCUGCCGUUCUGGGCCUGUGUGCUGACGCACGCCUGCGAGAUGAACUGCUUCUUUGUGCUGCUCUCAUGGCUGCCAACAUAUUUCCACGAUGGGUUUCCCCAAGCCAAAGGCUGGGUGGUCAACAUGAUACCCUGGCUGGCAUUGCCGCCGUGCACCUUCUUCGCCAAGUACUUGACCACACGGCUCAUAGCCCGGGAGUGGUCUACGACAACAGUGCGAAAGUUAAUUCAAAGCUGUUGCUUUGCCUCGCAAAACGUGGCGCUGUUUGUGAUGAGCCGCACCACGGACUUCCACACGGCUCUAAUCUGUAUGACCAUCAUCAUUGGCGGCACAGGCUUCCACAACAACGCAGUGACUGUAAAUCCUCAAGACUUGGCGCCCUUGCAUUCCGGCAGCGUCUUUGGCCUGAUGAACACAGUGGGCGCCAUACCUGGCUUCCUUGGCGUGUACCUGGCAGGCCACAUCCUGGAGCUGACGCAGAGCUGGCCAAUGGUCUUUAGUGCGGCGGCUGGCAUUAACUUGAUCGGCUGGCUCAUAUUCCUGGUCUUUGGAUCCGCUGAGGCGAUUGUUUAAUAACUAUUCCAUUACAUUCGCGUGACGACUUCCAUGUGCGGAAUAAUAUUUAUUAAAAUGUGUAGAUAGUUUAAGAUAUCGUAGCUCAAAAUCGAUCAUCAUAACUGAUACUACAGUGCAAAAACCCAAAUUAUGUGACGCAAACUAAUUAUAAGCUCU